Molecule: messenger RNA, 552 nt
Organism: Camelina sativa (false flax)
Lineage: Eukaryota; Viridiplantae; Streptophyta; Magnoliopsida; Brassicales; Brassicaceae
Source: RefSeq, a predicted model, not a curated record
UCCGUCCAUCAUUUUAACAUUACCGGUGUCACUAUAACAGCUCCCAGUGAUAGUCCCAACACUGACGGUAUCAAGAUGGGUUCAUGUAGCAACAUUCACAUCUCAAACACAAACAUUGGUACUGGAGACGAUUGUAUCGCUAUUCUCUCUGGAACCACUAACCUCGAUAUCUCAAACGUCAAGUGUGGUCCCAGACAUGGGAUCUGUGUUGGAAGCUUAGGGAAGAACAAAGACGAGAAAGAUGUGAAGGACUUAACAAUAAGAGACAUCGUUUUCAAUGGCACAAGUGAUGGUAUUCGGAUCAAGACUUGGGAAUCUUCAGCUUCAAAGAUUCUUGUUUCAAACUUCGUGUAUGAGAAUAUUCAGAUGAUUGAUGUUGAAAAAGCGAUCAACAUCGAUCAGAAGUAUUGUCCUCACCCACCUUGUGAACAUGAAAAGAAGGGUGAGUCUCACGUUCAGAUCCAAGACAUUAAGUUAAAGAACAUAUAUGGAACAUCAAAGAACAAAUUGGCAGUAAAUCUGCAAUGUAGCAAGAGCUUUCCGUGCAAAAAU